AUGAACCCGAAAGUCCGACAACUCUACAAGGACCUACUAUGGCUGGCGAAAAACUACCCAGGGGAUUACCCUAAGAUAAGGGAUAAGCUCCACGAUGGGUUCAUCAGGAAUGCCAGAGUGAGUUCUGGCGAAGAAUUGGAAAAGUGCUUGGAACAUGGGGAAUUUAUCGCUAAAGAGCUACAAAGUUUAUAUUUUCUGAGAACUUAUAGGGCUGUCAAGAGAAACUAUUAUGACUAA
This is a messenger RNA of Kuraishia capsulata CBS 1993, 237 nucleotides long. RefSeq lists its product as uncharacterized. The transcript has a single exon. Gene Ontology annotation, biological process: respiratory electron transport chain. Gene Ontology annotation, cellular component: mitochondrion. Lineage: Eukaryota; Fungi; Ascomycota; Pichiomycetes; Pichiales; Pichiaceae. Bases 1 to 237 code for a protein of 78 amino acids. The record is from RefSeq and is a predicted model, not a curated record.